Messenger RNA from Microtus oregoni (creeping vole), 2885 nucleotides. It is a transcript of the gene Miip, whose product is annotated as migration and invasion inhibitory protein. The transcript is spliced from 10 exons. NCBI's taxonomy places the organism in Eukaryota, Metazoa, Chordata, Mammalia, Rodentia, Cricetidae. Gene Ontology annotation, biological process: negative regulation of G2/M transition of mitotic cell cycle; negative regulation of cell migration. Bases 365 to 1516 code for a protein of 383 amino acids. The record is from RefSeq and is a predicted model, not a curated record.
GUAGCUGGGUCGCUCAUGGGUGAACCAAUGAGUGUAUUGGGGUCACUUCAGGAACUUAUGUGACCCAAAGACAGGCAGCUGCACCGCUGACACACACACCUAGUGUGGGUUCUGAUUCACCCCUGUACAGCUUGCAGGUGGCUCCAUUCCAGAUUUCUGUCCCUAGCCAUUGUUUAAAGCAACUUUAAAAUCUUGCAACUUUCUGAGGAGACUCUCACCUCCCACCAAGAGGGAGAUGCUUGGAUGUCAGGGGUAGUAGCUGCUAUGCAACAACCAGGAACAUACAGGUAGAACGUAGCCUGAGCAUCUCCUGUGAGUAUCAUCCAGCCCAGAGCCAGUGACAAGCUGUGAAAAGCUGAGACCCAUGCCCCAGAUGGCAGAGAAUAAAGACCCCAUUCAGCUUCGGCUGCUUAGCCUGGGGCUGCUGAAGCAGCUGUGGGCUGGGCACGAUGCCAUGUGUCGGUCAGUGGCCAGAGCAGCGUCAGAGUCAAACCUGGACUAUAGCAGCAGCGGCAACUUAGAGAUGCCACUGUCCCAAGAGAGUUCCUCCAGCUCCUCGGUGGCCCCGAGCUCACAGGACAAAAGACAGGAGUGGGACCCACUGGACGGUCGCCGAGGAGCCACAUCUGAUAGGUCCUUCUAUGGCAAGGACAGCUACAGGGUGGACUCUUUGCCAUCUGUCACGUGCCAACACCAGGAGCCCCAGGAUGAACGGCAGCCCCCCUCAGUACCCUUGCUAGCCACUGAAGGUCUGAAGAGGCCACCAAAAGGUCUGGGACUUCACGAGACACAGGUUCCAAAGUCCAUGCUGUCACGACCAAGCAAGCCAUCUAAGCCCAAAGUGACCUUCUCCCAAGAGUCUGCAAUGCCUGAGAGCAGGUGGCGCUUCCAGCCAUACCUGGGCUAUGACUGGAUUGCAGGGUCCCUGGACACUAGUUCUCCCGUCACCAGCAAACCCGAGGCCUUCUUCUCCAUGCUUCAGAGGUUCCGAGAAGCCAACAAAGAGGAUUGCAUCUGCGACUCCCCUGAAGCUGUGUUCCCAGGCCUGCAGGAGAGCAGUGGUGUGGAAGAGAGCCACCAGUGUGUGUACUGUUACCGUGUCAACCGGCGCCUGUUUCCUGUGCCAGUGGACCCAGGUACCCCUUGCCGCCUAUGUGGGAUACCCCGGGACCAACAGGGACCUGAGACUCUGGCGGAGCCCGCGCAGGUUAGGGUGAGCAUCCCCUUGUCCAUCCUGGAGCCCCCACACCGCUAUCGAAUUCAUAGACGGAAAAGCUUUGAUGCCUCUGACACCCUGGCUCUGCCUCGGCACUGUCUGCUGGGCUGGGAUAUCUUCCCUCCAAAGCCUGAGAAAAGCUGUGUCCCCAAGAGUCUUGACCUCUGGUCCUCUGUCUCCUGUGGAGCGCAGCGCCGACAUCUGUCAGCCACCAGCCCAUCCCGCCUGGCCUUGCCAGCACAGGUCCCACCACCAAUCUGGUCAGAGCCUCAGGUUUCCCAGCUCCGUCCCGCCCAUUAGAAGCCCUGUGGACUGACCACUCAGAAGGGAACAGUAUUCUACCUGUGUCGUCAACCUCCCCUGAGGAGGCAGCACCUGAGAGAUGGAUGGACGCCCCUACAAUGAGGCUGAAACCUGUCAAGACAGAAGUGGCUGUGCUGUUGAGAUGGGAGGGUCCAGGCCUGGCGCUGGCCCAUCCUUCCUUCUCCUGGGGUAGGAACUCAAGGGUGGAGGGGGCAGAGACUCUGUCAGUAGUAUGCAAAUAAAACUCAGGGCCCUAUACUUCCCAUCCCCACAUAGCUUGCCUUUCCUGCUGGUCUCCUUGAUGUCCAGGUGUCCUGGUCACAACUGGCUUCACUUUGCCUAAGGGAGACACUGGCUACCUGCAGGCGAGCACCCAGUGAGCACCCAUUACUUGGAGUGUGGCUUCUUUUUUGUAUACUUUUUGCCAUAGAGUCUCACAUGGCCUAGGCUGGCCUGGAACUCACAAUCCAAGGAUGACCUUGAACUGCUCCAAUCCUCCUGCCUCCACCUCCUGAGUAUUAGGAUUACAGGCAUAUCCACUGUGCCCUACUUGAGCUUCUAGCUUUUUCUGUAGCUCUCAGAUCUAGAUAGAGGCCGUCUACCAGGCAAAUGGGGUGGUUCCCCAAGGCAGGCUAGAACCAAGGUCAGUGUUACAGUACCUCAGGCCUGGGGAGAUGGCUCAGUGGGUAAGAAUCUUGUUAUGUAAGUUUGAGGACCUGAGUUCAAAUCCCCAGGACCCAUGUGAAAGCCAGACAUGUACUGAGUGUCUGUAAUCCUAUGGGGGGCAUGAGAGGUGAAGACAGAGGAAUUCCUAGCCUGGCUUACACAUUGGAAAAACAACAAAGAAACUCCUUACCUCACGAUGGAAGGUAUAGAUCAACACCCAGUGUGGUCUUCUGCCUUUUUUAUGCACACCAUGGCAUGUGUGCACCUGCAUUCACACGCACAAACACACACACAAAUACACACAUGUACAGACUCACUAAAAAUGUGUCUCAUAUCAAAUAGGUGAGCUUUGUCCUUGAUCUCAACAGAAGGGUUCUCUUGAAGUCCCUGGCAUCUCCAUGCCCUUUUCUGGGCCCAGUUCUAGAAACGGGGUGGCUUACAACCCUAGGAAGGAUAAAUUGAGAAGCUGAUAGUUUACCAAGCAGCACAUCAGACCAGAGCUUGGAGGUGUUAGGGAGUAGGAUCCUGUUUCUCCCAUCCCUUGUGUGCUUUGGGUUGCGUAAUAUUCCAUUUCAGCCUUGUGGGCUGGAGAGUUAGCUCAGAGGUCAAUAGGUUCUGAGUUCAAUUCCCAACAACCACGUGGUGGCACACAACCAUCUAUAAUAAGAUCUGGUGUCCUCUUCUGGCACUCAGGCAUAUG